Pseudophryne corroboree (corroboree frog) is the source of this 586-nucleotide messenger RNA. RefSeq names its product keratinocyte associated protein 2 (gene KRTCAP2). The record is from RefSeq and is a predicted model, not a curated record. The transcript has 5 exons. Lineage: Eukaryota; Metazoa; Chordata; Amphibia; Anura; Myobatrachidae. Bases 109 to 519 code for a protein of 136 amino acids.
UACAGCGGUGACUCCUCCCCCCGUCAGGUGGCGCUCCUCCUCCUCCCGGCUCCGUACAGCGCCAGGUGGAAGCAGCAGCAGCAGCCGGUUCCUGACAGGAAGGAGGCGAUGGCGGUCAGCACUAAGAUCUCCCUGGCGCUCUCCUCCCUGGUGUCUCUCCUGCUCUUUGCUGGGAUGCAGAUGUACAGCAAGCACCUGGCUUCCUCCGAGUGGCUGACCAUCCUGGGCGGUCUCCUGGGAUCCGGCAUCUUCUUAUUCUCUGUCACCGCCGUGAACAACCUGGAGAACAUUGUGUUUGGUAAGGGCUUCCAGGCCAAGGUGUUCCCCGAGGUCCUCUUCUGCCUGUCGCUUGCUCUCUUUGCCUCGGGGUUGGUACAUAGAGUCUGCGUCACCACAUGCUUCAUCUUCUCCUUGGUGGAUCUGUACUACGUCAACAAGAUCUCCUCCGGGCUGUACCAGGCGGUGGUCUCCGCUGUGCUCCCUGGGAAGGUGGUCGGGAAGAGCAAGAAACGCAGCUGAUCCCUGCCCCCCUUUCUCCUACAUUCCACACCAUGCAUAUGCAAAUAAAGUGCCGUCUCUUUGUAGA